AGAGUUUUUUUAUAUAAAAAAAGGGAAUUAACUCAUCAUGUCGCGUUUUUUUGCUACCGGUUCUAAUUCAGAAUCUGAGUCUGGAGAGGAAGAAGUUCAAGCACCAACUUAUGCUAAGGCUGCAGCUUAUCAAUUCAGCGAUGAGGAAGAAGAGGUUAAGCGCGUGGUUCGGUCAACUAAGGAGAAACGAUAUGAAAAUUUAACAGCGUUAAUAAAAAAUAUUCGAAAUCAUAAGAAAAUUAAGGAUAUGUCUAGUAUCCUGACAAGUUUUGAAGAUUUAACUCGUGCCUAUCAAAAAGCGCUGCCAGUUAUAUCUAAAGAGGAAAAUGGCAUAACGCCGAGGUUCUAUAUCCGUUGUCUGGCCGAAUUAGAGGAUUUCAUUAAUGAGGUAUGGGAGGAUCGAGAGGGUCGUAAAAAUCUAUCAAAAAAUAAUUCAAAAUCAUUAGGUGCGCUGCGUCAAAAAGUACGCAAGUACAUAAAAGAUUUUGAAGAAGAAUUAGGUCGAUUCCGUCAAAAUCCUGACCAGGAAAGUGAUGCGGAAGAGGAGGAACCGGUAACCUACGAUUCUGAUAAUGAUAAAGAUGACCAAACAUCUGAUGACGCUUGCCGUGAUAUUAAACAGCUACCAAGUGAGCAAAAGCCUGUUAAAGCUGCUGCCACAAAACAAGAUCAGGAUCAAGAUGAGGAUGACGAUGAUGAUUCCGUUGAUUGGGGAUCGGAUUCGGAAUCUGAGUCUGAAUCAUCAGACGAUGAUAACCAGUACGUGAACAUACGUGAUCGCUUCUUGAAAAGACCAACGACUGGAAAAGAGGAGAAAGAUGACCGAGAAGAGCGCAAAAAGGAAAAGCGUGUUAAGGAAGCCAAAAUACGUCGCAAACGGGCCGAGGAAGAUGCCGACGAAGACGGAGGAUGGGAAAUCGUUUCUAAAGGUCCGAUCAUUGAAAAGGCAGAGAUGUUCGAGAAAGACGCUGAAAUCGAUGCUCCUCUCGUGCUAUCAAAACUCAAUGAAAUUAUAUCUGCCCGCGGCAAAAAGCGUACUGAUCGCCGUAUGCAAAUAAAUAUGCUUUAUGAAUUGCGUGAGAUAGCCAACAAACAUUCGUUAAGUGUGGCGGUUUCUGUGAAAAUUCACUUCAGCAUAAUUUCAUCUAUUUUCGAUUACAAUCAGAAAAUAUCCGAACCAAUGAAAUUGGAGCACUGGGCCAAACUUCUUGACGUCAUGCAAAGCAUGAUGAAGCUAUUACUUGCAAAUGAUGAUAUUCAUAUGAGUGAGAAUAUAUCCGAAGAGAAUGAGGAAUUCGUAAAUCCAAUCUAUUUUAUACGCGGCUGUCCGCUGGCUGCUGUCGAACGCUUGGACGAUGAAUUUACUAAGCUCUUGAAGGAGUGCGAUCCCCAUUCUAAUGACUACGUUGUUCGUCUUAAAGAUGAAGUCACUGUCACUCGCAUUAUUGAAAGUGUGCUUGAAUACUUUGAACGCGUUGGAAACAAAAACGAGCGUUGUCGCAUUUAUUUACGCAAAAUCGAACAUCUUUAUUAUAAAUUUGAUCCAAAUGUUUUGAAACGCAAGCGUGAUGAACUGCCACCCACUGUUACAACUUCCGUUGAGGUAAUGGAUCGCCUCUGUAAGUUCAUAUAUGCGAAAGAUGACACAGAUCGUAUUCGCACUCGGGCAAUUUUGGCUCACAUUUAUCAUCAUGCUUUGCAUGAUAACUGGUUUCAAGCACGCGAUUUAGUGCUUAUGUCGCAUUUACAAGAUAACAUAGAUGCCGCAGAUCCAUCUACUCGCAUUCUCUAUAAUCGCAUGAUGGCGAAUCUGGGCUUGUGCGCUUUCCGGCAAGAAAACAUCAAAGAUGCCCAUCAUUGUUUGGUAGAUCUAAUGGUUACAGGCAAGCCAAAAGAGUUAUUAGCUCAAGGUUUAUUACCUCAACGUCAACAUGAACGUUCGGCCGAGCAAGAGAAAAUCGAAAAACAACGCCAAAUGCCUUUCCAUAUGCAUAUUAACUUGGAGCUUCUCGAGUGUGUUUACCUUGUUUCGGCAAUGCUUAUUGAAAUUCCUUAUAUAGCAGCACAUGAAUUUGAUGCCCGCCGCCGUAUGAUUAGCAAAACAUUUUAUCAGCAACUACGUUCCUCGGAACGUCAAUCUCUUGUAGGGCCGCCAGAAUCUAUGCGUGAACAUGUUGUGGCAGCUGCAAAAGCUAUGCGUUGCGGAAAUUGGCAAGCUUGCGUGAAUUUCAUAAUUAAUAAAAAGAUGAAUGUGAAAGUCUGGGAUCUCUUCUACGAAUCUGAUCGCGUUCGUGAAAUGCUUGUUAAAUUUAUAAAAGAAGAAUCAUUGCGUACUCAUCUAUUCACUUAUUCUAAUGUAUACACUUCUUUAAGUAUUCCAUCGUUGUCGCAGAUGUAUGAGCUUCCCGUGCAAAAGGUUCACUCGCUUAUCAGUAAAAUGAUAAUAAAUGAAGAAUUAAUGGCAAGUUUGGAUGAUCCAACCGAAACGGUGGUCAUGCAUCGUUCAGAACCGUCGCGCCUACAGGCCCUGGCUAUGCAAUUUGUUGACAAAGUUACAAAUUUGGUGGAUGUGAAUGAGAAAAUAUUUGACAUGAAACAGGGCAACUUCUUUCAACGCGGUAAUAUGGGCAAUCGCGAUCGUGGUUAUAAUCGCAAUCAGAAUAAUCAAGGCGGUGGAAACUGGGGCGGUCAACGACGUGAUAAUCGCAGUCAACGUCAACGUAAUCAACGCAAUCAGCACCAUCAUCAUAAACAACAACAGCAGCAACAUCAACAACAACAAAAUCAACACCACGAGCAGCAAGUUCAACAAGUCAUUGAGGAGGAGUAAACGUUCACAAGUUGUGAGGAACACGAAUUAAUUUAAUCAAAAAUCGGUUGUCAUUAACUAUAUUUAAAUUAUGUAUAACUGUUCAGAAUUCGCAGAUCACAUUUGUACAUGAGCUCCCGAUCUGAAAGCAGGCUAUUUUUCUUAUACGUGAAAUGUCUGCUUUGGAUCGGGAGCUAGUUGUGCAAUGAUAAUUAAUGAUAAUUAUUUAGACCAUUGUUGUGUUCCUCUGAAAUCAAAUAUAUAAGAAAGCAAAAUCAUUUUUAAACAAAAUUUAUAAUAUUUGAAACGCCUGUUCCAAUAAAUUACUAACAUUUUGAUAAUUAAGA
This is a messenger RNA of Glossina fuscipes, 3156 nucleotides long. It is a transcript of the gene eIF3c, whose product is annotated as eukaryotic translation initiation factor 3 subunit C. Gene Ontology annotation, biological process: translational initiation. Lineage: Eukaryota; Metazoa; Arthropoda; Insecta; Diptera; Glossinidae. The transcript has a single exon. Gene Ontology annotation, molecular function: translation initiation factor binding; RNA binding; translation initiation factor activity. The coding region runs from base 38 to 2830 and encodes 930 amino acids. Gene Ontology annotation, cellular component: eukaryotic translation initiation factor 3 complex. The record is from RefSeq and is a predicted model, not a curated record.